Molecule: messenger RNA, 1010 nt
Organism: Salvia hispanica
Lineage: Eukaryota; Viridiplantae; Streptophyta; Magnoliopsida; Lamiales; Lamiaceae
Source: RefSeq, a predicted model, not a curated record
ACCUCUUCAUUCCACAAGAUGUCAAAUGUCACAAAAUUUACUUGGAAAAUGACAUCUCAGCACCAAAAAGAUGAGUAUUUUCGUGAAUUUGAAAAAGCAUUUUCAUGGCCUUCUGAUUGGGAGCAUGAGGUGAAGAAGAUGUGGAAUGAAAAAGCUGCAAGAAGAUACUCGGGUUUUAUCAGUUCCUUGAAGGUGAUGUACAAAGCCGGUAAAUCUCGACCAAUUUACGUACCUGAUGGACUGAUAAACCAUUGGAAAGAUCCAAAUGUUAUCAAGAGGUCUGAAGCUGCAAGGAAGACAAGAAUGUCCGAACCUGAUGGACCUGGUAUAGGAAUAAGCAAACAACGAGGAGGGUCGGUGUCUAUUGAGGAGAGAUCUAUGUGGAAGGCGGCCGAGAGGGGAGUAUCGAUCAUGGAUUGUGUGUAUGAAUCGUUCAGUGACUUACACAGGUUCAAGGAUGUGAAGUAUACAUGCAAGAGUGCAGGAGAUUGUUGCAAUGCAGGAUGAGAAUGCAAAUCUAAGCCAGAUCUUUAUCAAUGACGUUUUUGAAGGUAAGCUCGAUAAAAAUAAAAGGAUGUUUGGAACUGGGAAUCUGGCAAAAAGCCUUGUGGGUGGCAGUCUAGCACGAACUCCGGGAUUGAAUGCUCAUGCUCAUUCCCCGACUGACUUAGAUCCUUCUGUGCGAGUAGAGAUAAGAGAGGAAUUGCGCGAAGAAUUGCGCACAGAAUUGCACCAAGAAUUGUGGGAACAAAUGCACUAGGAGCUCAAUGCUGACCGUGAGCACAGGACAAAGUUGGAAAAUGAUGUUUCUAUGAUGCAAGAGAUGAUGAAGCUGUUCAUGACGAUGGCCCACAAGUCCAGCCACGCUUCUGACAGUUCUGUUGGGAUAUGACCCAUGUAUCACAAACUUGAUACGAUGUCUUUUGUUGCUUGUUUUGUAGGGAUAUGACAUCAUACGUUUCAUACUUUUGUUGAUUGUUUUAAGAGUAAAGGCCAAAAUUGAUUCUAAA